Molecule: messenger RNA, 441 nt
Organism: Pseudogymnoascus destructans
Lineage: Eukaryota; Fungi; Ascomycota; Leotiomycetes; Thelebolales; Thelebolaceae
Exons: 3
Coding region: 1-441 (146 amino acids)
Biological process (GO): mitotic cell cycle; attachment of spindle microtubules to kinetochore
Cellular component (GO): mitotic spindle; DASH complex; mitotic spindle midzone
Source: RefSeq, a predicted model, not a curated record
AUGUCCUACCCCUCACGACCCCUCCCGUCACACUUGCGACAGGCGUCCACCUCGAACAAUGGAAAUUCGUUGCAAGGACAGUCUCCUGUUCUACUUGCGCGCAUCAACGAGAAACGACAGGAACUUGAAAACCUAAAGGAGCUGAGAGAUCUCAGUGCUGGGCUAGCUGGGCAAAUGACAGUUCUAGAGGAAAAGCUCGCAACACUGUCAAACGGCACCGAAGCUGUUGCGAUGGUAUUAGGCAACUGGCAUAAUGUUCUAAGGGCGAUAAGCAUGGCGUCAACGAAAAUAACGAUGCCUAAAGUCUCCCAAAACUACGAAGAAGAACGAGAUGACGAUGUACCUCUGCCACAAACACUUGUGAGAAUUCCUACAGAGCAGGCUCCGUUAAUACAGCAACACGAGGAGGCGGCGAGAGAAGCUACCAAUGAGGACCAAUAA